UCGGCGGGGGGAGGGGACCGGCGGCCCUCCAUAAAGCACCCGGGCCGGCGCCAAGGUGCGCGCAACAAGUGGAGGCGAGCUGCGGGAGGGCGCAGAAUGGAGGUGCUGCCAGUGGAUUUGCCGGCCCUGCUCUCCUCCUCCUCCUCGCAUUCCCAGCAAGAAAUAGCCACCAGGAUCAACCAAGCGCACCACUUGAGUGUCUCCAUGCAACGGAAUUCAGAACAGCUGCUUGCUGAAUACGUGCGUCUCCAAGGGGGACCCUUUGGGAACGCUGACUUCAACCCCCCCACCCCUGCUUUCCCAGGGCUGCCGUUUCCCUCCCUUUCCCAGGAGGCCUGGAAGAAUCUGAGUGAUGCCGAGCGGCUGCAGCAGAACGUCACGGCCUUUUCCAGCUUGCCCGAGUUCCUGUCAGCCGUGAAGCGCCAACAGGAGACAAUGAACGCUCUUGCCGCAAAGCUGCAUUUCCAGCUGGAGACGAUGGGCCGGCAGUGCCGCGGAAUGGCUAACAACCUCAAAUCCAUCAUGACCGCCUUGGGCCUGGCACCCGAGCCCGCUCCGCCAGCUGAGCUCCCAAACCCGGCCGACGGCUUUGCCAAAAAGCUCAUCGGCUACUACGUUUGCCAGCUCUGCCGGGACUGGGCCAGCCGGAGCGAAGCGGACUUGGCCUUUCUGGCUGGCAAAUAUCCUCUCUGAGCUUGCCCUUCGCUCUUGAUUGUCAGCCUGUCAGCCGGUGGGAAAAGGGGAGUGUGUUUUCUUCCUCCGUGUUGACUGUCCUGUGUGUGUGGAAGAAAAAGUGGGCACGUCCUUGCUUCACUGAAUACACUGAGAAAAAAAAACGAACCCGUUUUCCUGGGCAAGAAAAGAGGUCAUAGAAGAACACUCCUGACAUGCCGACAUGUUGACUUUUGCCUCCUGUUGUUUCUCUCUUUCGAUUCUUCUCCGUUUUAUUCUGUGUCAUAUAAGUCUACUAAUACACACACGCAAAAGACUGGUCGAGUGGCUUAAAAUGUUCUUGCAGGUGUGGGUGCGGAAAGCAGGAUGAUUGCAGCCAUUUUGAGAAGGGGCUUGCCUUGCUUGAUAAACGGCCGCCACGUUGAGAGACGCAUCGUGUCAGAGAGAGGCUUCAUACGUGUCAGAAGGCGAACAGAUCCUGCCGGAAUGGGAAAGGGAGCUGAACGGGUUUGACUCGUAAAAGUGGGAGCCAAGUGCUGGAACUGUUCAAAUAACGUUUGCUCAGUGAAACAUAGGACGCUCCCUUCCUCUGUGACCAAGGCAUAGCCCCCCGACUUCCCUGUUCUCCCCCCACUGCCUGUAUGAAAAGGAAGAGUUGCUCUAUGCCUCUUAACAGGUAUAGAAGCAUAUUUGUGUCGACUUGUCUUGCCGUGGCUGCAAACACAGAGCCCGUAUUGGUGUGAAGGUUUUCCCUUUUGGUCCUUCUCCAGCCUCUCCGCCCAUAAAAUCUGCCACGCAGGACACUGAGCUGUUUGUCUCAGAAAAGUCUGAUGUUGGAGGAGGUUUUGGAGAUCUUUGCCUACUCUUUAGUCUGUCGUUCAACUCCCAUUAGCCUUUCCACCCGGCAGAAACCCCUGCACGGUGCCUGCACGUUCUCAAAACCGGGCGAAGGACUCUUUCCGUCGUCCUGGGCUCUACUUUUCUGACCCUCGUGGGUGCUGCUUGGCUGGAUCACGACACACGUUUCCCACUCUUCAAAGUGUAGUUUCUACUGUAAGCUUAUUUUUUUUCACAUAACUGCAGAAUAGUUUUAUAAAUAUUAUUGAUGCUAACUUUAACGAGAAUAAUAAAAAAACGUUUAGUAGUA
This is a messenger RNA of Sphaerodactylus townsendi, 1819 nucleotides long. It is a transcript of the gene CTF1, whose product is annotated as cardiotrophin 1. NCBI's taxonomy places the organism in Eukaryota, Metazoa, Chordata, Lepidosauria, Squamata, Sphaerodactylidae. The coding region runs from base 97 to 693 and encodes 198 amino acids. The record is from RefSeq and is a predicted model, not a curated record. The transcript has 3 exons.